Molecule: messenger RNA, 5836 nt
Organism: Xenopus laevis (African clawed frog)
Lineage: Eukaryota; Metazoa; Chordata; Amphibia; Anura; Pipidae
Gene: znf628.L
Product: zinc finger protein 628 L homeolog
Exons: 2
Coding region: 1341-4607 (1088 amino acids)
Biological process (GO): regulation of DNA-templated transcription; regulation of transcription by RNA polymerase II
Cellular component (GO): nucleus
Molecular function (GO): sequence-specific DNA binding; RNA polymerase II cis-regulatory region sequence-specific DNA binding; DNA-binding transcription factor activity, RNA polymerase II-specific
Source: RefSeq, a predicted model, not a curated record
UCUUCCAACCCCAACGCCCUCUUCCAACCUGCCCUAACUCUGGCACGCCCUCUUCCAACCCCAACACCCUCUUACAAACUGCCCUAACCCUGGCACGCCCUCUUCCAACUAGUCCCAACCCCAGAUCGCCCUCUUCCAACCUGCCCUAACCCUGGCCCGCCCUCUUCCAACCCCAACGCCCUCUUCCAACCCCAACACCCUCUUCCAACCUGCUCUAACCCUGGCACGCCCUCUUCCAACCCCAACGCCCUCUUCCAACCUGCCCUAACUCUGGCACGCCCCCUUCCAACCCCAACGCCCUCUUACAAACUGCCCUAACCCUGGCACGCCCUCUUCCAACCAGUCCCAACCCCAGAUCGCCCUCUUCCAACCUGCCCUAACCCUGGCCCGCCCUCUUCCAACCAGUCUCAACCUCAGGCCACCCUCUUCCAAACAGUCUCAACCCUGGCCAGCCCUCUUCCAACCAGUCCCAACCCCAGAUCGCCCUCUUCCAACCUGCGCAAACCCUGGCCUGCCCUCUUCCAACCAACCCUGGCCAGCCCUCUUCCAACCAACCCUGGCCCGAAAGAGGGCUGGCUGGUGUUGGAAGAGGGUGGGCCGGGGUUGGAGCAGUUUGGAAGAGUACGGGCUGGGGUUGGGACUGGUUAGAAGAGGGCGGGCAGGUUGGAACCAGUCUAACCAGUCCCAACCUCGGCCCACCCUCUUCCAAACCCGGCCAGCCCUCUUCUAACCUGCUCCAGCCCUUUUUCAAACGUGGCCAACCCUCUUCCGGGCCAGGGUUGGUUGCAAGAGGACGGGCUGGGUUUGGGCAGGUUGGAAGAAGGCUGGCCAUGGUUGCAGCAGGUUGGAAGAGAGCGGGCUGGGGAUGGGACUGGUUUGGAAUGCUUAGGACCUGCCAUUAAAUAUUUACAUAUAUUACAUAUACAUAUUUACAUAUAUUAAAAAAAUAUUUACUAUAUACAGCUAAAAUAAUUUAAACAUUACAUACAUCCUAAUGGGAUUGUUAUCCCACCAAUAAGGAUUAAUACUUCCUAGUUGGGAUCGUGUUGAAGCUGCUGUUUAAUUAUUACACGUGAACACGUUUGCACAUUCUUUUCUUUGUUUGUGCCUUGUUAAAAAAAAAAGUAAAUAAAAUUGCAACUUCAAUAACUACAAUUCUGUAUAGAAUUUGCUCAGUACAAUGAGAGAAUUGCUGAGGGUCCAAUGUUCUACAGUCCCAUAACACCAUAGAAGCCACCACCAACCCUUAGUGCUCCUCAUUCUCCUCCUUUUUAUGGUAUGGCUUUCAGUUCUAGCUUGCCACCGGACCUCACCUGAGCCCCCUGGACAAUUGAAGAGGUAUGUGCAAGCGUUCUGUAAAGAUGGUUGGGGAGCAGCAACUGGAAAUGUCUGAAGUCCAGACGACAUCUGUUCAACAACAGCCCCCUGUGCAGACUGUAGAAUCCAAUGACCAUCAGUACGAGUGCCACGAGUGUGGGAAAGUGUUUAAAUGGUCUUCUAGACUGAUUCACCACCAAAGGACUCACACUGGUGAGCGGCCAUACAAAUGCACAGAAUGUCCCAAAGCCUUUAAAGGCUCAUCUGCUCUGCUUUAUCAUCAAAGGAGCCACACUGGAGAACGUCCAUAUAAGUGCCUGGAAUGCGGCAAAGCAUUUAAACGCUCUUCGUUAUUGCAGAUCCAUCAGAGCGUACACACAGGAGUGAAAUCCUUUAAAUGCAAUAUUUGUGGAAUGGCAUUUAAGUGGUCUUCUCAUUAUCAGUAUCACGUGAGGCAACAUACAGGAGAGAGGCCAUAUCCGUGUAACGUCUGCGAGAAGGCCUUUAAAAACUCAUCAAGUUUAAGACGACACAGAAAUAUUCACACUGGUGAGAGACCCUAUAUAUGCACAAUUUGCGGGAAGGCUUUCACACAGUCUACUAACCUUCGGCAACAUCAACGAAUUCACACAGGCGAACGCCCAUACAAAUGUGAAGACUGUGGAAAAUCUUUCACCCACUCCUCCAACCUCCUGCUUCACCAACGCACACACUCUGCAGGCGUUUCUCACAAAUGCGAACUGUGCGGGAAAGUGUUCAUUUCAGACUCUUUUUUGCAAAAACAUUUGCAGUCUCAUGCCAUCGAGCAGGCAUUUGUACACGCUGAAACAGAAGUGUAUCUGACAACUACAGCUGCUGUGGAGACGGUAGAGAUGGUGUUUAAAUGUGGCGAUUGUGAUAUGACCUUCAAAAAUGAAGAUUUGCUUUUGGUCCAUCAACAGACCCAUGUAGAAGAGCCUAUAUAUCCUUGCACAAACUGCGAUAAAACAUUCAAAAAUGCUUCUGGUCUCUCUCGCCACAACCAACACUGUCACUCCAGCGAAAGGCCUUUCAAGUGCUCCAUCUGUGAGAAGACCUUUGUGCAGCUCUCAAACCUUUUGGUACAUCAGAGAACUCACACAGAAGAGCAACAGUUCAUUCAAACAGAGGCUGAGGUCACAUGUCCACAGACAUCAGAAAUCACUCAGCCAUCUACUGCUACGGCGGCUACAGAAACGGUUGACCGUCAGUACAAGUGUACAGAGUGUGGUAAAGCAUUCAAAGGUACAUCGGGCCUCCGGUAUCACAUGAGAGACCACACUGGAGAACGCCCGUACAAAUGUUCAGAGUGUGGGAAAGCUUUUAAGAGAUCGUCACUUUUAUCCAUCCAUCAGCGGGUACAUACAGGUGUCCGAGCUUUCAAGUGUGCAGAAUGUGGUCUAACAUUCAAAUGGUCCUCCCAUUAUCAGUACCACCUUCGACAGCACACAGGUGAACGUCCUUACAGUUGUACUGACUGCGGCAAAUCGUUCAAAAACACUUCAUGUUUACGCAGGCAUCAGCAGUUACACACAGGUGAGCGCCCAUUUACCUGUCUGAUGUGUGGAAAAACCUUCACUCAGACUUCUAAUCUGCGUCAACAUGAAAGAACUCAUACAGGAGAAAGGCCUUACAAGUGUGAUAAAUGUGAUAAGUGUUUCACUCAUUCCUCCAACUUGCAGCUACACCAGCGAACGCACUCCAGUGACAAGCCUUUCAAAUGUACAGUAUGCGGUAAAAGUUUUGUCAUGUCAUCUUACCUUCAGCGGCAUUUGCGUACCCAUAGUUCAGCUACUUUGGUAACUACGGAAAACUCCACACAAAAUAUUCAGAACUCCCAAAAUGUACAGGUUUUACCAAACAAUCCAGGAGUGCAGAUUAUACCUAGUAUGCCUGCACCCCUAACAUUUGAUGGAAGCAACCAACCCAGUGUUUCUAAUCUUCAAACAUUUGUACUGGUGCAAGUUAUGCAACAAAACACUCCAAAGUUAUUACUUCUGCCAAAUACACACGUUUUUCAAAGCCAGCAGAAGGUUCCUAUAGCCGUAAAUAAUUCCAAUGUGAGUCUAGUACAGAAUAAUGCACAGCAAAGGAAUUCGCAGAGCAAACCAGGGCGUAGGUGCUCCAAACAGAAAAAGCCUGUGGCACCCUGUAAUGUUGCUCCUAAUCAUAAUUUUGUUAUUAUGCCUAACACAGGGCAUGUUGUUCCUAGUAUUCAACCUCUUCAGCAUGUGCAAAUUCAAGCCAUACAAGGCUCUCCAAGAACCCAGGCAUUACCACUUGGACAAAAUGUACUUGUACUACAGAAUGUUAGUGAUCAAGGUCCUCACCAAUUGGCAAACUUGCAGAUAAAUGCUAUUCCUUCCUCACAGAAGACCUCUAACAUACAGAUACAACCAGCCCCUAUGACAAGAGACAUAGCUAAUGUUCAUAUUCAGACCUCAACCACGCCUCAAGAUGUUUCCGGUAUUCAGAUUCGAACCAUAUCAAGUUCUCAAGAAAUUCCUAACCUACAGAUCCAGACUGUACCAAGUACCCAGACUAUCUCCAAUGUUCAUGUACAGACAGCAGCUAGUACGCCAGAUCUGUCCAACAUACAAGAAAGCCAGAAUUUGAUUGUGGUGCAAAAUUCCCCAGAAGAGCUCUUGAGUACUGGCGAGAGCGUAGAAACUUUGCAGUCCAUGGAAGAUGUUCAUGAUGUCCACAUUGAGACCUUGCAAACUGAAGAAGGCUUACAGAAUAUCAUUGUUCUUCAAAAUGCUAAUGGAGAACAGACCAGGCUGUGUGUGCAAGAAGUGGAAAAUAUUCAGAAUUUGCAGGAUGUCCAGAAUGUCCAAAUACAAGCCAUAACGAAACCCAAUACUGCCAUUCCUGCCGGUCAAAAAGUAUUUAUAAUACAGAGUUCUGAGGGAGAGCAGACCCUUCAAGUAGUGGAUAAUAUACAGGGCGACCAAAACAUUCAAGUUGUAGAAAACGCCCAAAGCUUGCAAGGUGGCCAGAAUAUACAGCUGGUUCCAAAUAACCAUAAUCCCGGCACUGUCCAGAUUUUGCAGAAUCUGCAGCUGAGGACUGUUCCAAAUAACCAGGGUGUCCAGGCUAUUCAAAACGUGCAAAAUGUAUAUAAAAGUAUACCCACAGCUUCAAAUGGAAGCCAAACCAUUCAAACGGUAGAGCUGGUUCAGAAAAGCCCCGUGCAGGGAGUACAGCAAGGCCCACCCUCCAUACAGAUUGUGCAGACUGUACCCAAAGUACAACUUGUCCAAACAUUCUAAACAUAGCUUUAGAGACGACGCACGUAACUGUCCUAGCUUAAGAGACCUCAGGCUGUGACAUUAAAUAAUGGGCUUGUGAAGGAAGGAUCUGUUCAUGUUACACUGGGAUGUUCAGUGAAGUCUAAAAUAUAUAAAUAUAUUUGUCUAUUAUGAACUGUUUGAAUGUACUGUGUUAUGUAUUACUCUUAAAGGGGGUGAAUUUAUCCUUCAUUCAUAAAAACGUUCAGUGCAUCAAUGUUCCAGUAAAGACAGAAGAGCAAAGAUUGGGAUCAUGAAGUGGCACAGUGGUUUCCAUUAUAGGACAAAGACCACCUAAAGACUUUUACUCAAUCCAUUUUCAUUCUCUGCAUCUGUGAUCUCCAUAAGUCAUUGUUCAGGAGCUUACACAAAACCUUUGCACCUGUGGUUGGCAAUGCCGAACCAAUUAAUGGUCUUUAAAGGAAAAAAGACACUUGUUAUUGAUUUCAGGUUUACGCUGUGAGCAAUAGCCUGCUUCACUAAUUAGCACUUUUUAAAGAAAAUUUGUAAACUACAAAUUGUAGCUUUUUUUUUUUAAAUUUUGGGACCAGAAAGAAUGUUGAAAAAGAGCACAUUUUGAACCUGUUCUUCUGGUAUUUAUGACUAUUUUUCUUUUUAUUCAAUGUGCAUUUUUAACAAAUAAUAAAAAAAAACAAAACAAAUGUGCUGGGUGCAUAACAACUGUAGUUAUGUGUUAUGGCAUAUGAAGUAAACAAGAUUUAAUGGAACAUUUGCACUUUUCCUUGCCACUCUAGGAAUUGCCCCUAGGAAUACUGUAUGCCUUUACUUCCUGAGACCGACCUGGAGCAUUUCAGAUUUGGGCUUGACUGUGUUGAUAAAUGGAGUCACCUUGAUUUAGUUUAUGAUGUUAAUUUUUAACAGAUUUCAUUAGGUACCUUUGUGUCUGCAUUGUAAGCUUGCACCCUGUAACUGUAAUAUUAGUAGUUCUUAUAAAGCACUCACAUGUUUAAGAUUAUGCAUUUGGCCUGUAGGCUUUGGUUGGCCUUUGCGUAGGAUAAUUACUGUUGAAAUAAUUUACUUAUCAUAAAAAAAGUUUCAAUCCGAUUAUAUUUGCAUGGCACACACAUAGAUAUACUGUAUAUACAUAUACCCAUGCUUCUAGAUGCUAUACUUUGGUUUUAGCAGUACUCACGUAGAGGAACUAAGUAAAGAUGGGAUUCUGAGACUCCUUGAAAUAAAGAAACAAAAUA